AGUGCGCCAGCCUGGUCUCUAUAUUCAAGUUUCCUCUCCUUAAUGACUUCUCCCACGCUUCUGGCGUGGGAGUGGUCUGCAAGAGCUCAUCAGGGGGCGGGUUGUUGGAGCAACCCUAUAACAUCUGGUCAUGUCCUGCCUGUGUCAGCUAGGCCACAGUAAAUACAUUUAUGCCACUUCUCGUUUUUCGUAAUUGUGGCCAGCGUUUUCGUGUUGAGUAUGCAAUGUGUUUGAGCCCUCGCCGACGUUGUUGCUUCGGCCCGGGUUAAUGUGGGACAGAACUACUUGUACAACGUGAGAGCCAAGCGGGCCGCCUGUUGAAGAAGCCGGCAGGGAGAAGCGUUGGCGCUUCCUGCGCCUUCUCAGAGAUGGCGCUCGGGCGAGCCGGCGCCGCUCGAGUCUCGGCUCGAGCUUCUCUCGACGCGGGCGAGACGUGGCUGAUUGCGCCGGCGUGCAGUGAUGGCCGCGACGCCGAAAGCGACGGCAGUGCCAUCGGUGACGACGACAGCGGCUUCGGGGAUGCCCCGGGACGCCCAUGUGACGUACAGUGCGGGCGCAAAGUCGCAACACCCUUGCUGACCGUCGGCCGCGAGCGACCGAAGCCUUCGUCUCUCGAGUCGAGCUGCGGGAAAACUCCGCCGGCCUCUGUCCCACACAUAAAGAAGGUGGAUCCACCGAGGUUCGAUCCGAGCGCACUACUGGGAAGCCGAACCUCUGCAUCCGUCGUCGUAGUCUCUGCUCUCCCGCCUCCGAGGCAGUGAUGGAGGAGUGGCGCAGAAAUCGGUGAAGCUAUAGCGACCUUGCUUCGUCGUCUUCGUCGUCGGUUCCCUCCCCAUGUCGACGGUACCAAUGGCACGGACGAUAAUGGGAGAUUGAGGGCUCUUCCCGAAUCUCGUACUUUGUGACUGACAGCGGCGUGGAUAGGACGGCGCCGCCGCUGCAUUGCCCCGCGACCGGAACGCGACGGCCCGAUAUCUGAUCGUGCGUUCUUUCUCGGCCCGCGUCGAUCGUUUGUCAAAACCGGUGAGGGUCAUCAGCGUGCCCUUUCCAGUAUCCCGAGUGCCCACCCGUAAAGCGAUUGUGCUGUGCGGUCGCCGUAGGGCUGUGCCGAUGUUCGCUUGAGGUGUGAAUGACGGAGUGUCUCGUGGGUCAUCAGCGGUGUGUUGCCGGUGAAAGUUGGUAUAUUCCGCUGCAUUUAACGGAAUAAAGGAAGUUGGUGUUCGGCGAACUUUUCCAGCUGACAUCGAAGAAAGAACCGUCGUUUUCCCUAUUUAACUGGAUUUGUUUUGUGGCUGCAGACUGAUCUAACAUCUAGCCGCCCGUGGCAAGGAGUCCUCCGCCACCAUCGCCAUUUGCGGGCGUCCCAGGACAGCACGGCGUGAGUCGCCCCAUGCUCACCGCGGAUGACCGGCCCGAGGCCAGCGCUGCCGGCCACCACGCUCGCCAGAGGGCGACGCCCACACAUGGCCCUGCUGAGAGCCGCGGCGAAAAAGGUGCUGUGGGGAGAGCUGCUUCAGCUGCUACUGCUGCUAUGGUACCAAGCGGUGCAAGUUGUACCAGUUACAGGACUCAGUGCUCAUUGCCGAUGCGUGACGUUCGACGACAUGUAUGGAAAGGAGUACGGUGUGUUCACCUCUCCAAACUACCCAGUGCCGUACGAGGAGAACAUCGAGUGUGUUUUGUUUCGUUUCAUUGGAAAUCCCGACCAGAUCGUGCGCAUAUCAUUCGAAGAGUUCGACGUGCAACGAAGCAACCUCGAGUGUGUGUACGGUGACUACGUGAAGCUGUUUCUGCACCUGGACAAAGAAGAGGCGGUGAACAAUCGGAGCCCGUACAACUCAAUCCUGUGCGGCAAGAUCAACGACAUCGAGCAGACCCACUACUCCUCGGGGCACGCGCUCAUCUUCGAGUUCCACUCCGACUGGCGCCAGGGUAACAACUCUGGCUUCCGCGGAACGUACAGAUUCCUCAGCAAACGCCAGUUCGAGACCGAUGGCCAGGCCGUUGCCGACAGCCGCUGCAGUUUCCUCAUGGAGAGCGGCAACCGCAGUUCGGGUCGCUUCUUCUCGCCGCAGUACCCGAGCUCGUACCCGCGGGACAUCAAGUGCGCCUACAGCUUCCUGGGGCGAGAGAACGAACGUGUCAAGGUGCUCUUCGAGCAAGUGCGCCUGCAGCGUGGAGACUUCAGCUGCUUCAACAGUCCGGACGUGAUCCUGGUGCACGACGGACGGGACGGCAGUGCUCCCGUCAUCGGACAGCUCUGCAAUCACAACGUCUGGGUCGAGAUGAUGUCCACGGGACCCGACUUGUACGUGACCUUCAGCGCGCAGAGCCACUUUCCGGGGCGCGGCUUCAUGGCCAAGUACACCUUCUCCGAGACUCCCUACAACGGCACGCUUGACCAGCUCGUCUCCAUCGAGCCUCAAAAGACCCUGGACGGCGGCGCCUUCAACAAACAAGGCAACGGCAGCUGUGACCAGGUGAUCAUGAGUAACAGCUCCAAGAACGGCACCAUCACGAGCCCCAACUACCCGAACCCAUACCCACCCAACACGCGCUGCAACUAUCACUUCCAAGGGGAAGGCAAAGAGCGCGUCCAGAUCAAGUUCACCGACUUUGACCUCUACAUGCCUCACGAGGGCAUCAAGGAGUGCGAAAACGUGGACUCCGUGAUCGGCUUCAUCACCAUCAAGGGACAGCGCGAGCGGCUGGACAACUUCUGCGGCUCGCAGCUGCCCAACCAGAUCAUGUCCAACGAGCACCGCAUGACUGUCAUCUUCCAGAGCUUCGGCAGCAGGCCGCCCAGCGUCAAGGGAUUCCGGGCCAUCUACCAGUUUGUCACCAAUUUUGGCAUUCCUUCCGGUCGUCAGGACCCACAGGGCGUGUGCACCUUCAUCUACAACAGCUCGGAGGUGUCCAAUGGCACGUUCUCGACGCCCAACUACCCGGGCGUCUACCCACGGGACACCGAGUGCCACUACCUCUUCUACGGCAAGAGCAACGAGAAGAUCUACAUCGAGUUCGCGUACUUUGACGUCGAAGGCGUGCCCCCGUGCCUCUCGGACACGGCGAGCGACUACGUGGAGUUCUCCAACUUCCGCACGGUGGACCGCAAGAUCCCGCGCCACUGCGGCAACCUGCGACCGACAAAGAUCGAGUCCGACGCCGACUUCUUCCGCGUCUCGUUCAAGUCCAACGACAAGUUCGACGGCACCGGAUUCGAGGCCUUCUACCAGUUCAGAAACAACCCCGACCCUUUCACCGUUCGACAAGUCUCUGCUGUGCAUAACAAGCAGAAUGCGCACAGAUUUUCGCCCGCAACUGCCCUGCUGUCUCUGGCCCUCCUGUGGCUCCUGGUGGCCGACCACUGAGGCGACAGGCGCAGUAAUCUUUUUUUCCACUUCACCCAACGCCGCUCACUCGUCGACUUCAAGUAACCCCCCCAUCUCUGUACGUUCUCGAUGUGUUCUUGCUGUCACCUAAGAAGAUGAAGCAAAAGAAGCGACAAACAACGGAGAAAGCACAAAGACAUCGACACGCUUCACACCUUGCGCUCCCGCGCCUCGGCAGGUGCUCCAAAGCUCGACCGUCUUCCUCGGAGAAGUGGACGAAGCUCGUGCUGUGUUAGCGCGUGUGCACGCGUGUUCGAAGUACCCGCUGUGUGAGAGGGCGGUGCCUGCGGUCCGCCGUACGACGGAAAUCCAACGCACACAGACUGUCGUUGACGGACUUCACGCCGAUUUCAUUCGAUCCUCCCGACGUCUCCCUCACCCCGCUUCACUGUGACUUGUAUUUCUUCUUUCCCCCCUUUCUGCGCCUCCCUGCUUGUUAUUCACGUGCGGUGGUGCAAACAGCGUGCGACGCUCGACGUCGGGUUUACGCUGUUAUGUGAGUGUACGUUUAUGUGCGCGUGCGUGUUCGUGUGUGCGUGCGUGCGUGUGUGUGGCAGGUCAUUCGAGCGCUCCUCUCACCCGCGGAAAACCGAAGGACUCUUUGCCAAAGAACCUCGAAGAAGACGCUUUCUGCACUUCAGCGCGCCAGCGGGAGAGGACCGCGUGGUGAAAACAGAGCAACGUGAAACACGGAACCAAACAAAAAGAAAAAAAGAGACAAUAAUGAUGACGAUAUGUCAUCCGGUGCACUUUCAUUGUCUCUCUCUCGAGGAAUAAAACGACGACAGAGUAUAGGCGCGGUCACCGCGAAGUGCGCUGUUCUCGAAACGAGGGCAACGACCCCAUCUACAAUAUGUCACCCACCCACCCCACCUCAUGUUUGAGCUCCGUGUCAUAAGCUUGCGUUGUUGUUGUUUCGUUUUGUUUUGUUUUGUUUUUUCUUUACCUCGAACGUCCCGACAUUGUUUAGGCCACGUAAACGCAUGGGCGAUGGGACGCCGUUCGUCAAAAUGCGAACGAGUUUGGCCCCAAAAGCCGUUGGCGUUAGUCGUCCUUGCCCGGCCUAUAAUGAAAACGAAUCGGGAGAUGGGAAGCGUGUUUUCAAGUAGGUGUAGAUGGUGUUGAUAAAGAUGUAAAUCAGCUUUUAUCUUAUCUCAGACGUCAGAAGCCUACCGAGUCACUUACGUGCGCGACGUUAAAACGGCGUGUCCAUAAUAAGUGUUGGUUUUCUGUGCGCGGCAGUUCAUGAAAGGAAAAUAUCGCCAUCCAUCUCUGGGUAGCUCGAGACUACAAAGGAAACUCAUACGGGCAUCCCCAUCGAAGAAGAAUUUGUCUCAUCCGGGUAUCGAACGUUAACUAGGGCUUUCAAGGACUUUCAAAGGCUUCCACUCUAUCAUAUGAGCUCACCCGGGAGAGCUGUAGCUGGCAGUGCGAAUACUAAUCAGUUGAAAGCUCGAGGUGCAGGAAUUAUCCUCGAAACUUCUAAAGAAAAUGCAAAUCGUGCCCGUUGUGACUUGUCACUAAAGAAAAAGUCAGUGGCGGCUUAGCAAUAAAUGCGAGAGAAAUGCGUUAGCGUUACGUCGCACUUCUUUGAGGUGCCGGAUCCAUGAUCGAAACUUCGUUCACCUUAUUGCAAAGUUUUGUUCAAAAGCUCACUCGAUACACGUCCUGCUUCUUUGAUCUUUGAGCAGCGAAGUGCAACUGACAUAUAUAUAUAUAUAUACUCUUUCAAACACACAUACACGCUCUUUUAAGCGCUACCAUGUGACCGACUUCCCACACUUCAAACAGGCACACUUUUCACUACUUUGACACUCUUAACGCAUUAAAAUCUUGUCUUGGCUAAAUCUUGGCUUGGAUAAAAUCUUGGCUUGUCGCGCUCACUUCCAUUAGUUACCACAGCACUGCCGAUAUACUUUUAGCUUGCGAAUCACACGCGCGUUAGAGCUCAACAAUGCAUUCCCGACUUUCGUAACAGCAAUGUAUGGAGAACGCAACGCUUAAAGAAAAUAAACGCGCGCUAGGUAGACACUUGUAUUGUUUGGGGACACGGUAAGCCGCAAUGAGUGUAAAAACGCUUGUUCUGUUCCUUUUUUUCUUUUUUUUAGAAUCUAGGGACUUUCAUACUGUCAAUGAAUUCGACCUCGAGCUGCCAUCCGCUAGCUUCCUGGCCAGCUUGUAUAACAGAACGACCGCAACCAAAAAGGCUUUGGUCAUUGGUUCGACUACCGGACGAGACAAAUCUUUCUUCGCUUUUGAAGCUUUCUUUCUACGUGACCCACAUUGGGGUUUGCCCUGUAGCGCAGUGCUAUUUCCGGAUGGAUGAGACUGCUUUCCGUGAAACUUCCAUCAUUUUGCGGAUUUACACAGAACGGAUUUGCUGCAGUUUUCGUUCUGCGGUUAGUGCUCAACCCCUUCAUUGGCUGAAGACAGGCUUAUUUUAAAUCAAUAUAACUGGCUCUUUGUAUCUGUCUUGCUUAAUUGGCACUGAAGGAGGAGGACGAGUGCCUUUACCCGGAUUAUUUUCUUUUCCUUCACAUUUGAACCUUAAAAUCCGUGGCGAGAUUUCAUUUUUAUUCUUUCUAGCCACGAAGCAGGGAAAUCUUUGUAGACUGAUCGUUAGUUUUUUUUUUUCCAUUGACUAAGUUUUCAUGUAGAUGCCCACGACAGCGCUCAGUAGCACUGCGAAUUAAUACUCAUUUGGUUUCUCAAACACCUUUGUGUAUACAUAUAUAUAUAUUUCUUGCAUCGCACGCACAAACCGAAGCUUUACCCACGCGUUCUACUACUCGCAUUAGGUUAUUUCGUUGCAUUGUGUGAAGUUGAUUCGCUUCUGCUUUUGUUCGGACUGCUCUUAGAUGAAGUUGAUGCGCACGAUAAGAGCAAGAACAAGACAAUGUAAACACAAGAAGUUAAAGAGUGCAAUGUUGUUUUUAUUUUGUCUGAUUCCAUCUAUGAACAAUAAAAAUUACUAUCUUGAAAA
Molecule: messenger RNA, 6375 nt
Organism: Dermacentor albipictus
Lineage: Eukaryota; Metazoa; Arthropoda; Arachnida; Ixodida; Ixodidae
Product: suppressor of lurcher protein 1-like
Cellular component (GO): plasma membrane
Source: RefSeq, a predicted model, not a curated record